AUAAACCAUCUUCAUUCUUCACUGCACUAAGUACUAAAAACAAUGGGCUCUGGCAAAUAUAACUCUGCAGCUAUUGCAGCUACUCUUUCAUUGAUCUUUUUCUUCUGCAUGUCAUGCAAUGCUCAGCUAUCUUCUUCGUUUUAUGAUACUUCUUGUCCUAAUUUAGAAAGUACUGUUAAGACAGAAGUGAGGACUUCGAUAUCUGCCGAGCGUCGUAUGGCAGGAUCACUCAUUCGGCUUCACUUCCACGAUUGCUUUGUUCAGGGUUGUGAUGCAUCAAUCUUGCUUGAUGAUUCUCCGACUAUUCAAAGUGAGAAAGGGGCGACUCCGAAUAAGAAAUCUGUAAGGGGUUUUGAUGUCAUUGACAGAGCCAAGACUGCUGUUGAGAAAAUCUGCCCUGGAGUUGUUUCUUGUGCCGAUAUCCUUUCGAUUGCUGCUCGGGAUGCCACAGUUUUGGCUGGUGGUCCAUCAUGGACUGUAAAGCUGGGAAGAAGAGAUUCUACAACUACCAAUUUUGCACAAGCAUCCAAUGGUCUUCCCUUUUUCCGUGACAAUCUUCAGAAACUUAUUAAGGACUUUUCAGACAAGGGCUUCACUAUAAGGGAGAUGGUUGCUUUGUCUGGUGCACAUUCAUUCGGUCAGGCACAGUGCUUCACAUUCCGCGACAGAAUCUACAACAAUGCAUCAGACAUCGACGCUGGAUUCGCCAGCACACGCAGACGCAACUGCCCUUCCAGCGGUUCAGAUGACAAUUUAGCACCGCUUGAUCUGGUGACCUCUACUUCAUUCGACAACAACUACUACAAAAAUAUACUCCAAAAGAAGGGACUUUUAGAAACAGAUCAGAUCCUUCUAAGCGGCGGUUCAACAGACGACAUUGUCAGAGACUACAGCAACAAUCCUACUACAUUUAAGAAUGAUUUUGCAGCUGCCAUGGUCAAAAUGAGUGAUCUCAGUCCCCUCACUGGUCAAUCUGGUGUGAUUAGGAAUAUCUGUAGUUCACUCCCAUCAUAAUAUACCAUAAGUCAUAUUAAGCAUGCCAAGAUAAUCGAGUCUUAUAUAUAUAGCAAAAAGAUAUAAGUUAAAAAGAAUUGUUUAUAUAUGUAGCUACGAAUGUUUGCUUCAUUCUUCUGUUCAUUAAUUGUUUUCUUUUCUUCUUCUUUGUGUGUUGUAUGUUGUAUGUUGUUCAAAUCUUUCACUCUCUCCUUGAGUCAAGUGUAUGUAAUCACAAUUAUUGAUCAAUAAAAGAGUUUGUCUUCGUCUA
Molecule: messenger RNA, 1264 nt
Organism: Daucus carota subsp. sativus
Lineage: Eukaryota; Viridiplantae; Streptophyta; Magnoliopsida; Apiales; Apiaceae
Product: lignin-forming anionic peroxidase
Exons: 4
Coding region: 43-1014 (323 amino acids)
Biological process (GO): response to oxidative stress; hydrogen peroxide catabolic process
Molecular function (GO): peroxidase activity; heme binding
Source: RefSeq, a predicted model, not a curated record